AGCCAACGCUGUGGCUCAAGAAGUUGGAGAGCCGACGGUCCCCAGCGCUGAUGCGAACGCCCACGGCUUGCCCCUAGAGCCUGGAUGGGCAAAGACCUGGAGAGCUGAGCUUCAAGAUAGUUGCCGCCAGCCGAUUCGCUCGAACGUCAAUGCAGACGAGCCUGGAGUCGGCGAUCUCGGCGCAGACGGCGGUGAGGCGGCCUAGGAAGGCGCCGCCUACAUCGCCAAGCAUGGGCCGCUUUUCGGCCAUGCGAAUGCACUGCGGGCUGGGCAAGCGGCCGCAGCAGGGCACGCAUGUCCGCCGCCGCGAGAGGGCCUGGAGUCUCGCCAAGCCGCAGCGCGCUGCGCCAGCCAAGCAGUUGCCGAGGUUGGCGACGGUGACCGAGCCGACCCUCGAGGCGCACAGGAUGGAGCUCACGCAGCUCGAGCAGCGGGCGCCGGGGGAGGGCCGCCUGCUGGGCGCGAAGACCGUGGACUGGCUGAUGCGCGGGAGCUUCGCCGAGAAGUGCCUGGCUGGAUGGGGCCCUGCUCUGGAACGCCACUUAAGAAGCGCUUGGGCUUGGCUGAAGACACGGAGCUACGUGGUGGUGGCGCAGCACGACGGGCACUACGACGUGGUGGCGCAGCACGACGGGUACUGGAGGCCCUCGGAGGCGCCCAACCUGGUCAAGGUCAGCAUCGUGCCGCCGCAGCCAUGCACCAACCAGCUCUACUCAGGCGAGUGGAGCUUCGUGAUGGGCGACCCGGAGCUGGAGAUGACCACGAAGACCGGCCUCAAGGACGCGGGGAUCGGGAUCAGCGAAGCGGACCGCCGCCUGCUGGGGGGCCUCCUGAGGCGGCGGUACGAUCGAGGCCACCCCCCGCACGGUCAUAUAUUUCGCGUCUCUUUGCCACAGUGCGACGGGCUUUCAAGCAGGGCUUCCAGGAGUUCGGUCUCGACGGGUUCAAGGGGUGCCGGACUGAGGUGGCCCACGGCAAACCUUGGAAAGUUGUUUAAGAUGAGUGGAGCCCAGAGAGCGCUGGCACCCAGUCGAGGGCACAGAUGUCCAAGCUGGCUUAGGCAAGGUCACACUUAUGGUGACAAAGUGUGGUGAUUUUCGAGCUGUUGCUUCGAUGUACAUAACAGCGAGUUGUAACGCUGCUGCGUCACCCGCCUCGCGAUGCCAUCGAACGCUUCUCGAGCAGGAGCGUGUGAAAGAGGCAGGGGUUCGAGCAGAUAGCAAUCGAAGUCUGGUGCUGGAUAGGAGGGAGGAGCGAUGUUUCUAGCUUGCUGUGGAAUCGCUCACAAGUGACGUUGAGGCACCGUCGUCUGCACUGUUGGGCUCCCGCGUACCUGCCCUUGCUGGCGCACUCCCAUCUAUGCUUGACAUGUCUCAUUUUCCUCGCCAUCCACUUGCUCUGUGUUUACAGCGGUUCAGUCUCAGACUGUAAGUAUCGAGCCGUUGCUUCGAUGUACAGCACAGCGAAUUGUAACGCUGCUGCGUGACCCGCCUCGCCAUGCCGUCGAACGCUUCUUGAGCAGGAGCG
This is a messenger RNA of Prorocentrum cordatum, 1527 nucleotides long. NCBI's taxonomy places the organism in Eukaryota, Dinophyceae, Prorocentrales, Prorocentraceae. The record is from the annotation of a GenBank genome assembly.